Molecule: messenger RNA, 3124 nt
Organism: Saccostrea echinata
Lineage: Eukaryota; Metazoa; Mollusca; Bivalvia; Ostreida; Ostreidae
Product: glutamic acid-rich protein-like
Exons: 12
Coding region: 338-2284 (648 amino acids)
Molecular function (GO): nucleic acid binding
Source: RefSeq, a predicted model, not a curated record
AAAGACGAAAGUGAAUAUUCUAUUCAGGAACAGAAAUUAAUAUCUACGGCAACAUUGAUACACUCUGGAUCCUUUCUUUGAAGAUCGCUACUUGACUUCUAGUGAUAGAGCAUUUGUGCAGGAAGUGACAUCACAAAUUGAGUCUUUUUCUUCCAGGACACCAAAAUCUAAGAAAAGAGUCCUGUUAUUUCCAGCUGUCAACAGUUAUCAAAGAUUUCUGAUUCACAAAACUAUAGAGGGAUUCCCAGAACUCCACAGUUUUUCCAUUGGACAAGGAGACACUCGGAGAACUGUUGUGACAAAAGUCCAAAGAAUAAAUCAGGAGGAAUUGUGGUUCAUGUCUGCCCCUAGACCUCAGUCAUCCAGGGGAAGGGGCAGAGGUCGUCAUGGAGGUCAAGGGGUCAAUAACAGUUCACUGGUUAAAGAAACCACAAGAGACCAAAGUCCCAAAGAAAAUGAUAAUGUUUCCCCAGCAGGAGUAAAUAGACAAAGGAAAAAGAAACCUGAAGUGCAGAGGUAUGUCCCUAGAGGGCGGCGUCUUCUGAAUCAACAGGAUGAGGAAGCAAGGUUAGAGCAAAAUCAAAAUCGCAGCAGUCCUCCGUUAUCUUCCAGGGGCAGUAACUCACCAAUAGGAAAAGACUAUAGUACCAGCAGUCAUCCUGAAAACAUUGCAGAUCAAUCUCUAAGAAGUAGUAAUAAAGGGAAAAAGAAUAAUGUUGACAUUUCACCAGGAAGAAGUCAAGAAGAACAGGACAAUCAGAAAUGUAUGGGGGAUUUUAACAGGGAAGUUAGUCAAGGGGAAGUUUCUAAUGUUAGUGCUACUGAAACAACCGUAUCUUUGGAACAAGUAGAUAUUCCCUCUAAAGAAAGCAUAGAACAUUUCCUUGACAAUAGAAUGGUGAAUAAUUGUGUGUUUGUAGAACAUGAAAGUAUGGAUAGCUCUAAAGGGACACAAAAAGAGAAUAAAGAAAUAAGUCAGAUAGAUGUACAAUCUCAUAGCAACUGUGAUAUAAGUGAAAGCAGAGGAGAGGAGGAAUGUAUGGAUGUGAAAGUAGAAGAAGAGAAAGAUUUCAAUUACAAUUUAGACCAAGAUAAGAGGAUUGAAUGUGAUGGAGAAACUUUAAAAGAGAAAAUAGGAGAAAAUGUAAAUAUGGCUGAAAGUGAAAGUAAUGUACAGAAUGUAUUAGAGAAGGAAGAGGGAGCAACACUAAUGGAGACCAAUACUCAAGAUGGUAAUGUGGAUGAUGGGGAAGAUGACAUUCCAUUGAACUGGGAUGAUGACGUGGAGGAAAUAAAUGAAAAUGUAGGAUCAAAGAACACCAGUGAGCAAAAAAGGGAAAAUCAAGAUGAAGAUAAUAAUGAAAGAAAGGUGAAGGCACAAGAAAGUGAGGGUAAAACUGAAGUGAAGAAAAUUAAACUGAAGAAGAUGAAGAAGAAAAGUAAGACAUCAGGUGAAACUAAGGUAGAAGAGGAGACACCUUCUGUAGAGAAGAAAGGCAAGAAGAAGUCCACUAGGACAAACAUAACUGUGUUUGAUAUGAUGAAUAUGCAUGAGUUGAAGGAAGAUAAGAGAGAGGAAAAGAAAGUAGAGGUUAAAGAGAAAUUGGUACCUGAAGUGGAUGCAGAAGAAAUUGUGCCAAAGGGGGAUAACUCAGAUAAGGAAGCUGAUGAAGAUGAUGGAGAUUGGGAUACAAUGUUUAAUGAUGAUGGAGAAUGCCUGGAUCCUUCUGCCAUGGAGGAGUUGACAAAGACUGUGGGUAAAGUUCAGAUUGAAAAAGCCACCAUUAACUAUCUGGAUUUCAAACCCAAGGAACCUGACUAUGAUGAAAUGAAUCAUGUCAUUGAAAUUUUUGACUUUCCUGCUGAAUUUAAAACUGAGGAUCUCCUUUCCAUUUUCUCCCAGUUCAAAAGUAAAGGCUUUGACAUCAAAUGGGUGGACGAUACACAUGCACUGGGAGUGUUUUCAAGUGUUAUUGCAGCACAAGAUGCCUUGAAGAUUGUUCAUCCACUCUGUAAAGUUGGACCAUUAUCAGAAGCAAGCAAAGCUUGCAAGGCAAAGGCCAAGAGAUGUGUAGAAUUUCUACAGCCUUAUAAGCCUCGGCCUGAGACAACUGCCAUGACAGCCCGGAGACUGGUGACAGGGGCUCUGGGCCUCGCCCCUAAAAUCUCCAAAGAACAGCGGGAACUUGAGAGAAAGAAACUAAAGGAGGCUAAAGAAAAGAAGAGAAGUGACAGAAAGCAGAGAGAGGAUAUGUGGGAAGGAACAAUUUCUAACAAUUCCUGACCAAACCCUUGACUGGUAGACAAUUCAUAAUAUCAUAACAAAGUACAAGUAAAGCAAGAAAAAUUAGUGUUCCAUGUGGAACUGAUAAAGAAUUUUAAAAAAUAUAUAUUUUUAGCCUAAAUUUUUAACUUUACUUUUAGAUAUGUACAUUUUUGAAACAUCAAAUUUGUCAGGUCACACACAUCUAGCAUAGCACUUGGUUAAAUAAGAAAUAAAAUAAGUAUUAAAGAUGGCUGACAAGAAAAGUGAAAAUGUCUUUUAUUUGAACAGAAUUAGGAAUUUGAUGAAUGAAUGCUUUUCAAGAUAGACUUUGCAUAUUGGUACAAAUUUUAAAAGAAAUGAGGUUUUAUGAAAUGUGUAAACUUAAAUGCAGCUGACUUCUAAGUUUUCAUGAAGAUUUAAAUCUGAUACAUGGCAUCAUAAUGCUCAGUAUUUGAUUUAGAAUUGCUGAGAAAUUUCAGAAGAUUCAGUGUAUUCAAUCUGAAGUGAUACCUUAAAGUUUUUAAAGUGGUAGAUCAUUGGUGGCACUGAUUCAUCUUCUAUUUAUAAAAUCUAUGCAGUUAAACUGCUACGGUUUCCUACACACUUGUACAAACUGUUAUGUUUCUGAUCAUAUUUAUGUGUUUUAUGUUUUAAUUCAGCUUGCAUAAAAUGUUACAUUUUUUAGUAAGCAUAAUUUCACAAUUGCUCAGGAGAAUGUGUUGUUUUAUGGAUAAUCAUCUGCAUUUCAUUAUGCUGGAGUUUUCUUAAAAUAAUCAUAUGUUUGUCAGUUUAUGCAUUAAUUUAUUUAUUUGAAGUUAGAAAGAUGGAGAUAGGAUGUGAUAUUUUUAUAUGACUAUG